Molecule: messenger RNA, 328 nt
Organism: Drosophila busckii
Lineage: Eukaryota; Metazoa; Arthropoda; Insecta; Diptera; Drosophilidae
Product: serine protease inhibitor dipetalogastin
Exons: 1
Coding region: 50-274 (74 amino acids)
Molecular function (GO): protein binding
Source: RefSeq, a predicted model, not a curated record
GCAAGUUUAGUUCUUACCAAACACACAACACACAACGUUCUAAUCGAAAAUGCGUUUGUUCGCUUUAAUUGCCAUUGCUCUGUGCCUGCUGGCAUCGCUGCUGGGUCUUGCCCGCGCCGAGGAGGACGAAAUCUGCGCGUGUCCUCGCAACUUUGAGCCCGUCUGUGGCAGCGACACCGUCACCUAUCCCAAUGCCUGCGAGCUGAGUUGCGCCACCAAACGCUACGCACGCCAAGGCCGCAGCUUGAGCCAGGCUCGCGCUGGUCCAUGCUAAACUACGAUCUUGAGAUUUUUAAAUAAAAUUGUGCAUUUGUACACGUAAACAAUA